GUUUUAAUAAUUGUUUAAUUCAGUAACCAUUUAAGUCCACAAAAUACAAUGUCGUCACCUUAUCCAACACUUUCAACGCGUCCCACUUCUCGGUACUGCGUAAUAAGCGCAAUGAUGUCGACAAUCCAGAAAGCUGAGAAUACUUUGGUGUCAAGUCCAACCCGAGACCAGCGGUCCCUGAGAAAAGAGCGGCUUCAGGACUGGCUGCGGGACGAUGGCCUCGCCGUGCAAGGCAGACUCUUUGUGGGCAGCAGCAGGGCGCAGCAACGCACAGCCACAUCCGCAAAGCCCACUAGAAUGGGGAGGAAUUGGGAUGGGAGAAACGACUGGUAAAAAUGGUUAGAGAGUGUG
Messenger RNA from Ilyonectria robusta, 351 nucleotides. RefSeq lists its product as uncharacterized. The transcript is spliced from 2 exons. The coding region runs from base 49 to 333 and encodes 94 amino acids. NCBI's taxonomy places the organism in Eukaryota, Fungi, Ascomycota, Sordariomycetes, Hypocreales, Nectriaceae. The record is from RefSeq and is a predicted model, not a curated record.